Molecule: messenger RNA, 2153 nt
Organism: Cyprinodon variegatus (sheepshead minnow)
Lineage: Eukaryota; Metazoa; Chordata; Actinopteri; Cyprinodontiformes; Cyprinodontidae
Gene: sharpin
Product: SHANK associated RH domain interactor
Exons: 9
Coding region: 192-1499 (435 amino acids)
Source: RefSeq, a predicted model, not a curated record
UGCUGUUCUACUUCCUGUUUUGUUUUCUUUUGGUCCACAUCUGCUUGGCUCGACAGAAAUGGAAGAAGCAGCGAGACAAAAACACAACCACAGCCUACAAUUGAAAAUAUCACGUCUUUAUAAACUAGACAGAACCUUUUAGACCCGACAGCAGAAGCAACGAGCCUUCCUCUGGUCCCAGUGCGUGAAACAUGGCACUCAGCUCGGGUAGCUGGGCUCUCCCUGCUCCGGUUCCUGCCUCAUCCCAGCAGCCUGCUUGCAGCGGCCCCGCUCCGGCAGCAUGCUGCAGCACUGUCCUGAUGUCUGUCCGCGUUUCGGUGUCCCACUCCGGGAUCAGACCGCUGUGCCUACCUGGAGCGGGAAGCGACUCUCUGCGGCUGCAGCUCAGCAUGGACCCCAACAUAGCCGGAGAGUUCCGGCUGGCACUGCGAGAUACCAGCGGAAAUCGCAGUGUGUUCAUUGCAGAGUUUGACUUGCGCUCGGUUCAGUAUGAGGUCAAAUCCUCCCGCUGCCAUGAGAUGCGACUUGCUGCUGCGCCCCUCGACUGCAUCCGUUUCAACUUCCGCUGCGACCGCGAGGCUGAAGCUUGGUCCACUGUGGUGCUGUCAUCGCUGAGAGAGGCGCACAGAGUGGCAAAUAUAAACGCCUGUGAAUCUGAUGGCAAACACAUAUCUGAAGCAGCCCCAGAUCAGAGGACCUCCACCUCUCUGCUGCUCAUUGAGGAGCUGUGUUCGGAGCUCUCCAAGGCGAUCGAGGCAGGGGACAUUCAGGCCGCCUCCCAGCACGCAUCCGCUCUGGCUCGGCAGAAAGCGGUGCUGACGAUACAGCCGUCCCCGAAAAACUACACCGAUGGAGAAAUAAGUUUAUCUGUGGUGGUGGAGGAUGCCUCUUCUUCUUGUUGUGUCACAGUGAUCGUUUUUCCAUACAUGUCCGUGGCCACGCUUAAACAACAGGUCUUCCUGGAGUACGGCUUCCAUCCGCGCGUGCAGCGCUGGGUGAUCGGUCAGUGCCUGUGUGCCGAUCCCAGGUCACUGGCUUCAUACGGAGUUCAGAAAGAUGGCGACACCGCGUACCUUUACCUGAUCUCUGCUAGACAAGCUCGGGUUACACGGCAGCUGUUCCAGCAGGACCUGGACAACUCCCUGCUAGCUUCACCGCUGCCCCUUGGAAGCAGCCUCACCUCCCAGGUCUGGAGGGGUUACAGCACUCUGCCAUCAAAGCUUCCCCACAACAACCAGGAAACAGGCGGAGGGAAUAAUAAAGCAAGUGACAUCAAAGAUGUCCUUGAUUUUGAGAAGCUGCACCUGAACGACCGCCCCAACAAAGCCAACAAGACGCAGCAGACAGACUGGGCUUGUCCAUCAUGCACUUUCAUCAACAAGCCGUCUCGCCCGGGCUGCGAGAUCUGCGCCACUGCCAGGCCCGACCUGCAGACCUGCAUCCAGCAGGAGAAAGGCAGGAGAGAGGAUCGCAGGGAGCCUGGUGUAAGCAGCAGCUGACUGCCCCUCACCGCCGUCUGGAUCAUGCUUCUCGCUCACUCCCACACUCACCCCCCAAAAGUGAGCCGUUUAGAUCUGAAAUACAGCUGUUGGCAAAUUACUCACAGAAACAGAGUAAAGUGCACUGAUUACCAUCUGACAGAUACAAAUGUGCCGCUCGAACUGCGGAAAGAGUGCUUGGUCUGUUUAUACAUAGACAUCAUGACAUGGCAUCUCAUUUGGUUAGACCUUUUUCUUAUUUAUUUUAGAGUGGGUGUAUAUAUGUGUUUGUGCGUGUAACACAAACAGCCUGAUAUUUAUUUUAGCAGGGAAAUGGAGCGAGGUAAUUUCCUUCCUUAUGUCCGAUUGCAGCCAAAGACGAGGGGAGGUCACUCGCAGCGUCCAGUUGCUGUGAUAAGGAGAGGGAGGCGAUGCCUUUGAUGUCUGUUAAUCAGUCAUCUGCAGCAGUGGUGCCAAAACAUUAUAAGAAAUAAGAGGGAAAAAAAAGCAUGGGUUGUGUACAGGAUUGUAUUUAGUGUAAUAUUUUUACCAAAAUGCAUUAAAUAUGUGUUGUAUAUUUCAAAGUGUAGUUUAAUUGUACCUGAUUUCCUCUGAGCUGUGAAAGCGAAGAAGGAUCCACUUUCACUGCAUAAUCUAUAUAAAAGAAGGAAUCUG